Paracoccidioides lutzii Pb01 is the source of this 1992-nucleotide messenger RNA. RefSeq lists its product as hypothetical. The record is from RefSeq and is a predicted model, not a curated record. The coding region runs from base 1 to 1992 and encodes 663 amino acids. The transcript is spliced from 2 exons.
AUGUCUCCCAACCGUCUUGAGGAACUUGACAACGUCUUCGACGACCACCCUUCACUAACCGCCUCCCUCGAGGACUUUGAAGACUCUUCUCGCCCAUCACCCUUCUUUGGCUUGCCAUCGCAGCACUCUGGUUUCCGUUCUGAAGACAACGAUGAACACGAGCCAGAUACAGACUUAGAUUCAAGUGCCGGCGACCCAUGGACUCCACCGGGUUACAGGCAGCGGAGAUACAUUUUAAAACAGCAAAAUUUUCCACCAACCGCUGGUAGCGCAUGGUAUCGGCAUCAGCCGUAUCUACGGGACAAACCAGAUCUAAAUCCUCCCUGUGAUUGCAGUCCGUUGCGGUCAAGGGAGGUUAGCCCGCAAUAUGAGGAUGCGCUGGAGAAACCGCCUGUGAGCGGGGAUGAUGAUGUUGCUGACUUAACAAUGCCUGCAAAUAUACCAUUACCUGUGGGCAUAGAUUCCCCAUUAAAGGGCAGGUCGCCUAGUCCCGCGCCACCGACAAAGCGCGAGGAGAGUCCCUGGAGAAACAAAGAGAAUCAUGUCAAUAGCGACGAGCUUGAACUGGUGCCGCAGGACCUUUCUCCAGAUUCGUUCACAAAUUACAUCCGCUUUGCGGUGCGCGCAGAGGUUCAGCAUCGAGAACCCUUCCUUGCAUUCUUCAAUUUCAUCACCCAAAAGUUAGAUUCAAUGGUUAAGAAUCGCACGAACACUGCUUUAUCCUUAAUAAUAGGCCUCUUAUCCUUCACAAUUAUCCGCGCCCUCUUUCUGCCACCUAUCCCUCUCCCAGUCCCCGACCUCGUCAAACUCUCCGGCUUAGCCCGCUCCUUUGAGCCGUUAAUUUACUACUCCGAAAAUGGCGUCCAGCAAAUCGGCGCACUGCAAGAAACCGGCGUCGCCGUCUGGGACCUAGGAGAAUCCGUCCGCGGCACAAACAUGACCAGCGCUCCCAUCAUCGUCCGUCAAUUAGACGAACUUUCCGAAUCCCUGAAGACAUUAUCAUUAGAACUAACGCGCUUCUUCGCCAACGUGGACGCAGACAUCGACUCCAUUCUCAUCGUCAUGGACUGGGCAAAGCGCGAACUAGAAACCCUCUCUUCACAACCUGCGCACUCCCUCCCCUCCAUCUUCUUCGACAACCUCCACUCCUUCCUCUCACGCCUCGGUGCACUAGAGACCACCACAACAACCUCACCAGAUGGCAAUGAAGCGCCACUCCCCUCCCCAACCCGCCUGGGCUCCUUCAUCACCAAAGUCUUCGGCACAACCCGCUCGCAACGCACACACCGCACCCUCACACAUACCUUCUCCGAAUUUCUCGCCGUACAGGAAGAGUCCAUAAACAACGAACUGACACAUUCGACCGCCCUCUUCGCGCUCUUUGAGGCUAUAGACCGACAGUUCCUAAACCUCCAGCGCACCGUCGUGCGCGAAUCGGACGCUCAGGAGCGCGCAGAGGGCGAAAUGCUCUCGUCGUUGUGGACGCGUGUUCUGGGACCCAACGCCGUCGCGCUACGUAAGUAUGAGAAAAACCGCCAGCUGCUGUCAUCCGUGCGGCAGCGGACGGUUGCCAACAAGCACCUUCUCAUGGACUAUCGUGGCAAGCUGUUGACAUUAAAGGUGAAUCUGGAAACUUUACGGAGGAAAUUGGUUAGUCCACUGGUCAGGAGGAAUGAUUCGGUGACCUUUGGGCUUUUUGGAGGGAGCAGUAGUGGUGAGGGGGAGCUGGCGGGAAGGGGUCUUGCAGGGAGUGCGGCGCAGGGGUCUGUGGAGUUGGUGGUUGAGAGGCAGAUUAGGGGCUUAGAGGGGGCUUAUGAUUAUUUGAAAGGGGUGAGAGAGAGGCAGAAGGCGAAGUUGAUGGAGAUGGUUUACGGGGCUGGAAGCCGGAAGGUGGGGAGUGCGAGUGGGCUGCUAGAUGGGAUUGCGGGAGUGGGGGGAGGAGCUGGCGGUGGAGCAACUGGGGGUGGAGCAGCUGGGAGCGGAGAUGGCUGA